Molecule: messenger RNA, 641 nt
Organism: Papilio xuthus (Asian swallowtail)
Lineage: Eukaryota; Metazoa; Arthropoda; Insecta; Lepidoptera; Papilionidae
Product: peritrophin-1-like
Exons: 3
Coding region: 44-607 (187 amino acids)
Cellular component (GO): extracellular region
Molecular function (GO): chitin binding
Source: RefSeq, a predicted model, not a curated record
GCUUAGUCACGUUUAUUCUUUUAUAGGAUUGUGACGGGAUAUCAUGUUAGUGACUGCGAUCCUAUUUCUUGCUACAGCAUCAGCAACUCUCGACGAGCCUAUCUGUCCCAAACAAAACGAGGCUAAUUGGGAAGUAGAUAUUUUUUUGCCGCAUAGAAAAUGCGACAGAUUCUAUCAAUGUACGAACGACGAGCCGAUAGAAAUUUCGUGCCCGGAAGGGCUCUACUUCAGCACCAUAAAGAAUAUAUGCGAUUGGAAAGAUUUCGUCGAAUGUGGGGAUAGAGUUUUGCCCGAUUCGUUUAGUUUGGAUAGCUCUGAAUUAUUCCUGGAGUCGGAAGUGUCGCCCUCUGCAGGGAGCCCUGUAAGGAAUGUUACAAUAGAGGACUACCCGUAUGCUUCGAAAGCCUCACAUACAGGAUUCUUAAAAAACGGCUGCCCGACUGACAAUAACUUGAUUUGGUUAUUACCUCAUGAAAGGUACUGCAAUUGGUUCUACAUAUGUAUUAACGGCGAGAAACACUUAAGGCGGUGUCCCUUUUGGUUGCAUUACAAUAGACGACUUAAGAUGUGCGACUGGCCCCGGAAUGCAGAAUGUGCGGCAAAUUGACAGUUGUGAUAGAUUAACCAUGAGUUUCUGAGAC